Toxotes jaculatrix (banded archerfish) is the source of this 3367-nucleotide messenger RNA. It is a transcript of the gene ttll1, whose product is annotated as tubulin tyrosine ligase-like family, member 1. Gene Ontology annotation, biological process: microtubule cytoskeleton organization; protein polyglutamylation. The transcript has 10 exons. Bases 265 to 1539 code for a protein of 424 amino acids. Gene Ontology annotation, cellular component: cilium. NCBI's taxonomy places the organism in Eukaryota, Metazoa, Chordata, Actinopteri, Toxotidae. Gene Ontology annotation, molecular function: tubulin binding; tubulin-glutamic acid ligase activity. The record is from RefSeq and is a predicted model, not a curated record.
AGCUUGUUAGCGUUAAAAACAAGAAGCUAACAUGGGAGCGAUGGUCUGUUAGCGGUGAUGUUAACGGACUUGUGCUUCGCUGUGCUUGGCUGUGAGCUCUGCAGACGACGGUCUGAUGAGAUUGCAUCACUGACUGGGUGAUGUCCGCCCAGCCUCUGCAGCAGUCCGGGGAGGAUCCAGCAGCCUGCUAACUACUGAGCCAGCCCGGCUAGCUGAUGCUGAUGACUGGCUGUUUCCUGACAUUGAUUUGCAGUGGGAGGCACCAUGGCCGGUAAGGUGAAGUGGGUGACAGAUAUUGAAAAAUCAGUGCUCAUCAACAACUUUGAGAAAAGGGAAUGGAUUCAAGUCACCGAAAACGAGGACUGGAAUUUCUACUGGAUGAGCAUCCAGACCAUCAGGAACGUGUUCAGUGUGGACACUGGCUACCGCCUGUCAGAUGACCAGAUGGUUAACCACUUCCCCAACCACUAUGAGCUGACCAGGAAGGACCUGAUGAUCAAGAACAUCAAACGCUACCGUAAGGAGCUGGAGAAGGAAGGAAGCCCGCUGGCAGAGAAGGACGAAAAUGGAAAAUACAUUUAUCUAGAUUUUGUCCCUGUGACGUUCAUGCUCCCGGCCGAUUAUAAUUUGUUCGUGGAGGAGUUUCGUAAGAAUCCGUCCAGCACCUGGAUCAUGAAGCCCUGUGGGAAGGCCCAGGGCAAAGGCAUCUUCCUCAUCAACAAACUGUCCCAGAUCAAAAAGUGGUCCAGAGACAGCCGCACUUCCACGUUUGUAGCAGCCUCUAGUGGCAAGGAAGCAUAUGUCAUCUCCCUGUACAUUGACAAUCCUCUGCUAAUAGGAGGGAAGAAGUUUGACCUGCGUCUUUAUGUCUUGGUGACCACUUAUCGGCCUCUCAAAUGCUACAUGUACAAGCUGGGCUUCUGUCGGUUCUGCACAGUAAAGUACACACCCAGUACAAGUGAACUGGAUAACAUGUUUGUUCACCUCACUAAUGUGGCCAUCCAGAAACAUGGGGAUGACUACAACCACGUUCAUGGAGGCAAGUGGACGGUCAGUAACCUCCGUUUGUACCUAGAAAGCACCAGAGGAAAGGAUGUGACCAGCCGACUGUUUGACCAGAUCCACUGGAUUGUGGUGCAGUCCCUGAAAGCUGUGGCUCCUGUGAUGAACAACGACAAGCACUGUUUUGAAUGUUACGGGUACGACAUCAUUAUUGAUGACAAGCUGAAGCCAUGGCUUAUUGAGGUCAACGCCUCUCCUUCGUUGACCUCCAGCACGGCCAACGACCGCAUCCUGAAGUACAACCUCAUCAACGACACCCUCAACAUUGUCACACCCAACGGGGACAUCCCUGACUGCCGCUGGAAUCGCAGCCCACCCCGAGAGGCCCUGGGCAACUAUCAAGUUCUGUAUGAUGAGGAGCAGACGCAGAGCGAGAAUGCUGAGCGUGACCUGCGGAGCCGCUCAGGUCAGUCGCUGGGGUCAAAAGGCACCAAGGGGAGUGCAGGCGUUCGCCCCACUGCUGCCACCUGGAAGUGAGGUGAUACUGAUGACCCUUAAUGACUUCCUGUACGAUAUUACAGGGUCCUCAAGUGGGGCAAGGAGGAUAAAAAAAGGACCACCCAGACUUUUUUUAGCCCAACUAUUCAAUGGAAGGCUGCUCUCUCUGUCCACAUUUCACUGACUGAGGCACAGGGGGCAAUAACCCUGCUGCUGAAGGGGAGAGAAAUCCACAACGGGGUUAUAUUUGGAGAGUUUAAAGGCCAGAGUUUGUGGCUUUUUGUAUGAAUGUGUAACCAACAAUGUAGAAAUUAUGUUGAUACGAAGGUCAGUAUCACAUGACAUCUCUCAGCAACAGUUUUCAAGCCAGACCAAGGUCUUUGCAUAGACAAUAGAAGUAGAAUGGCAGUUAUACAAAAUGAAGAGACUGUCUGUAAUAGUUGGAAUAAAAAUUACAAAAAUCCAAGGUGAAGAAGAAGGAUGAACAACCUGAACUAUGCACGAUUACUGAGUACUGACAUUUUAACUUAACCCACCACACAGAUGCUAAAAAGAAGGAGCUCUGUGAUAUGCACUGUACGGAAACAAAGAAACAGAGAGAGAUCUAACAAAUAGAAAAUGUAUAAAGAUAUGAUUUAUUGUUAGGAUGCUGAUAGAUUGAAUUAGCAGAACUAAAUGUAUAAUGACCCUUAAAUAGAAUUUAAUGUUUUUUUAAUAUGUUCAUUAUCAGUAUGUUUAUGCAGGGGGGGUUAAUUAAGAUUGAUUGUAUUCAGUGCUGAACCCUGUUGCACUUUAUCACUUUAUUUACUUAACUGAUAUCCAGUGUUGCAUUUUGAGUUGGACUGCUGACGUCAUAUCUGCUGCGCAUUUUUAAAUCUAACAUAGACAAGAAUCCUGCAAUUUUCCUACAGCUACUGAAAUGUUGAACAACUGAUGAUGAGUAAACAUCCACGUUUUUAAUUCUCUAAUGUAGGGCUGAACAGUACUGGCAAAAAACACACUGUGAUAUUUAAUUUUCCUCUGGGUAAAUUGUUGAAUUUUAAGUUGCAUACUCACCAUGAGUAUUAAGCAUUUACCUUCUGUAAAAUUACUCACUAAAGGAAUGAUUUGGGAAGUUUACCCUUGAACAUGAGUUUGUUCAACAUGAUCUUAAUAAUCCCUUUGCUUUACAUGUCAUCCUACAGUACAAUGUUGAUGCUGAAAGUAUCGUUCAGCCCUGUUCUGAUGUAUAAACUCAUUUGAUGAUUUGUGGAAUUAAAUGCUGCUUUUGUAUGACUAGUGUUUGUUGAUUUUGCUUUGAAAUAACAAACAGAAUGUAAAAUUCUCUACUAAUUAUUCUUUAUCUUAUCGCUCUUAAAACAUUCUGCUCUUUUAAAAAAAAAAAUCCAUUUCAUGCUAUGCUAACAUGAUGGAGUUGGGGUUUUUCGUUUCUUGUCACUUCGCUGCAGUAAGGGCCCCUGCAGCCUUUGAUGAAUCUAAUCUGCCUGGAGUGUAGAUUAAUCAGAGGCCAAUCCUUCAAAAGGCAAAUGACCUCUGCUCCUAUGUCCUUGCUAUUACCACGGGAGUAAAGUAGGUCUCUGCAUGGCACCGUUCCUUCACCUUGAAAGUUUGACGCCUCCUCUCCACCCCCACCACAUUGUUGUUUCCUCCUUGCAGUUGGUUACUACAUGUAGCAUAGCAGCUGGACAAGGCAAGUAAGUCAUGCACGUGUUGAUCUGUGCUCUCUAACCAAAUUCCUCUAACCAUCCGAUCUGCAGUGAGACAUACACAUCCUCCUGUGCUAAAGAGUGAAUUUACCGAGCGUUGGAAUGAAUUCUGAGGAGUGUUCAGCAGAUGUCAAAUAAGACCUAGAUCCCACUGCUGGUUG